AUGAAAAAAUAUUCAAAAGUUUCACCGAUAACUACAACAGAAGAUGUCGAAUCACCGCCAAAUAUAUUAAUAUCAUCAUCAAUAAAGAAAACUAGUGAAGCAGAAUAUGUAGAAGAGGAUAUAUUAAAUGGUAUUAUAAGAAAUCAUAGUAAUUAUCAUAGAUUUAGUAUUGGUGAAGAUGAUACUGUAAUUGGUUUUGAUGAUAAUGAACUUCUUUUGGAAGAAAAAAAUUUUCGUUCAGACAUAAGCGAUCUCGAUCCACCCGAAAACUCUCCAAUUCCUAUGGUUGCUGCGGCCGUUAGUACAAAAGAUGAUCCAACACUACAACCAAUAACGUUUCGUUUUUGGGUUCUUAGUACGUUUUUCACGAUUCUUGGUGCAGCGAUAUCCCAGUUUUACUACUUUCGUUCAAACGGUGGUACUUACUCCGUAUUCUUCGUAUUGUUGGCAUCUCAUGUUUUUGGUAAAUGGAUGGCUGAUGUUUUACCAAAAAAACAAUACCAAAUAUGUAAAUGGAAAUUUUCACUCAAUCCUGGUCCAUUCAAUAUAAAGGAACAUGUUUGUAUAGCAGUAGCUUCUGCUGCAGGAGGUGGUACAGCAUAUGGAACAGAUAUUAUUGCUAUACAACAAUUAUUUUAUGGUGAGAGUGCUAAUUUUUUAAUGGGAAUCUCGUUAUUAUUGAGCACUCAGAUGAUUGGUUAUGGGUUAGCAGGAUUUUUAAGAAAAUUUCUUGUUCGUCCAGCAAGUAUGUUGUGGCCAUCAAAUUUGGUAUUUGCCAGUCUAUUUACAACAUUACAUGGAAACGCCAAGGACACAAGAGACAAAUUAAGAUUUUUUUAUAUAGCUUUCACCCUAGUAUUCAUUUGGCAAUUUUUUCCACAGUACAUGUUCACAUUGCUUACCAGUAUAUCUGUGUUGUGCUUAAUCGUACCGAUGAAUGAAAAUAUAGUCAGAUUUGGUAGUGGGUAUCGAGGAUUAGGCUUUUUGACUUUUUCGUUAGAUUGGAAUUCUAUUGGACAAUCGGGUCCUUUAUACACUCCCUGGUGGGCACAGAUUAAUUAUUUUGCUGGUGUAUUAUUAAGUGCGUGGGUCAUUACUCCAUUAUUGUGGUAUUAUAAUGUAUUGGAUGCACGAAGAUUUCCAUUAUUGGCAACAUACUCUUUAAAUAAAAAUGGGGAAAGAUAUAAUCAAACAGCAAUAUUAAAUCAAGAAGAUAAUUCUUUAAAUGAAGAGGCUUAUAACUCUUAUGGACCUGUAUUUUUAAGUCUCACAUUUGCCCUUGGAUAUCUCUAUUCUUUUAUAGGUUUCUCAUCAGCUAUUAGUCAUGUUAUGUUAUUUUAUGGAAGUGAGAUUUGGAGUAGGUUCAGGGCUAGUAGGCAUGAAGGUGAUGAUAUUCAUUAUAGAAUGUUGAAGAGGUAUGAAGAUAUACCAAAUUUAUGGUAUGCUUCUAUAUUUGUAACGAUGUUGUCAAUUGCAAUCACGCUUUGUUACGUGUCUGGAUCAGAAUUGCCGUGGUGGGGACUGUUAUUAGCUGUAGCCCUUGCUUGUGUUAUAGUACUACCAAUAGCACAAAUUUGGGGGACUUUGGUAGGAGUAUUUAUAAACUAUUGGACACUACAGCUUAUUUUGGAUGCAAAACGUAUGUUUUUAGAUGGCACUGCUCGUGAUCCGACUGGUCAAUGGACCGGUUAUCGAUCUCAAGUUUUUAAUACUGCUUCGAUUGUGUGGGGGUUAGUUGGACCUGCUAGAACUUUUGGAAAUGACUCGAUGUAUCAUUUUCUGUUAUGGGGUUUCCCAAUAGGAUUUCUAUUACCAUUUCCAAUCUACUUUCUACAUAAAAAAUUUCCAAAUGCAAAAUUUCAUCUAAUCACUCUACCUUUGAUUUCUCAUGGUAUGAGUGCAAUACCUGGUACAUAUACCAAUUUCAUAACUAUGGGGCUUAUAGCUAGUUUCUUGAGUCAAUUUUGGGCUUAUAGGUAUCACCAUAAGUGGUGGGCAAAAUAUAAUUACGUAUUGUCAGCUUCAUUGGAUAGUGGAUCACAAAUUGUUACAAUGGUGAUUUUCUUUUUAUUAAGUGGUGUGCUUAAGGUAGGUUUAUCACCUGGUAAUUAUAGAAUUUGCAAUUUAGUCUCAUCAUUCUCUCAUCAACCUGUGAUAAUGCCAGUUACAAAACGUGGUUCACAAGAUGAUUCAAGUCAAUGCACUUCUAGUGGAAAUAAAAAUUAUUCUCCAAAUAAACUAGAAAACAAUAACAACAACGAUACCUCACAAUCGUCAAAGUCAAUUAUUACAAGUCAUAAAUCUCCAUCCACGCCACAAAAUGCACUGAAAUAUUUAAUGCCUAAUCUAGAUUUCAUUCCUAUUAACAAAAUAACAUCAGAAGAAAUAAAAGAGUUAGGAAAAUAUCAUCCUAUGAUGAGUCCUGUUAAGAAAAGAAAAUUUGAUCAUUUUGAAGCAGUAAAUAGUUGGAGAAAGCCAAACACCAGUGAACUUCCAUGGAUGAAAGACAAUGAUUGUAAUAGAAAAUAUGAUAAUGUAGUACACAGGAUGCAUUUUGAAUUAAAUGAUCUAAUAGAGUACCUUUCUCCAACCGAGAUUGAAAGAUCAUUAAGAAUAUUUGUAAUUAAAAGAAUUGAAGCUGCUAUCAAAUCUAGAUUCAGUGAUUCUGAAGUUCUCAUAUUUGGAAGUUUUAAUUCUGGAAUCUAUCUUCCCACAAGUGAUAUUGAUAUUGUCGUUUUUGGUCAUGUAAGUUCGUUAGCGCCACUCUCUCAACUGGCUGAUUAUUUAGAAAUCAAAGGAUAUUCUCAUGGCAGUCCCAUAGUAAUACAUGGGGCAGUGGUUCCUAUUAUCAAAUUCAAAGAAAAAUACACUAAAAUUAACAUUGACGUAUCGUUUAAUCAGAGAUCUGUUUUUGCAUCUGUUAGCACUAUAAAGGGAUAUCUUAGAGAAUGGCCUAUUCUUGGUAGAUUGCUAUUGGUUUUAAAAUAUUUUUUAAAACACCAUAAUCUUGAUGACCCAUCAAAUGGUGGAAUGGGCGGUUAUACUUUGUUCUGUAUGAUAUUAAAUUUUCUACAGUUACACCCACGUAUUGCUGAUGGUACUUUAAAGAUAGACAGUAAUGAUAACCUUGGUGUUCUUUUGAUAGAAUUUUUUGAAUUAUAUGGAAAUCAGUUCAAUUAUAAAGAUCUGGCAAUCACAAUAAGAAAUGGUGGAAGCUAUUGUAGAAAGUACUAUCAAAUUUGGGCAGUUAAAAUUCCAGAAACAAAUUUAUAUAAUGAUAUAGCGCGUGCAACAAGAAAGAUAGAAUUGAUUCGGGAAGCAUUUAACCGAGCGUUCCUACGACUUGUUAAUAGAGUGGGACAACUUGAAAAAGUACAUAGACCGAUUGGUGCUAAUUAUGUCACGGGGUUUGAUAAUAAAUCAAUUCUUUCAUCUAUUUUAUUUAUUUCUGAAGAUAUGCAAUCAUUAAGAAGAAAUUUAUUACGAGAGUAUAAUGAAAAUGGAUUGAAACGAUUGGUUCUAAAAACAAGCAAUAAUCUAGGAACACUACUAACAACUUAUGAUUAUGAAUUUAUUGUCGAAAAAUUUGCAAAGGAAAUCGAAGAGUCAGACUAUCGUCGUAACUUUAGAGUCAACUCUUUAUUGAGAAGACGUAAACCAACAAGAUUUAAGUCAUUUCCAAAAUAUCAAGACAGGGAUGACUAUUAUUUUGAGGAUUUAUAUGAUUAG
Messenger RNA from Entrophospora candida, 3729 nucleotides. The record is from the annotation of a GenBank genome assembly. NCBI's taxonomy places the organism in Eukaryota, Fungi, Glomeromycota, Glomeromycetes, Entrophosporales, Entrophosporaceae.